Messenger RNA from Solanum lycopersicum (tomato), 2484 nucleotides. RefSeq lists its product as uncharacterized. The record is from RefSeq and is a predicted model, not a curated record. Lineage: Eukaryota; Viridiplantae; Streptophyta; Magnoliopsida; Solanales; Solanaceae.
CUUUGUUUUCACUCUCUUUCUCUUUCCUCAAGUCGUUGUUGUGUUAUUAAUAAAUAAAAAUAAAUAUACAGAGAGAUAUGUGUUUCGACACUUUCAAAAUAUAUACAUAUAAAUAAAUAAUUUUACUAUACAAUAUAGUUUAAAGAUCGGUUCUUUUUGUGAUCUGUGCACAGUCUACGUAAUGCCAGUUCUUGGGUUUUGGUGGGUUUGCUUCAAUCAUUGCUAUAUAUCCAUCUCACUCACUUUUUAUACUACUAAUUGGGAUCUAGUAAAGAGAGAUAAAAAGGGUGAGACCCAUUUUGGAAUUUUGGGGGUUUUUUUUUGGGGGGUUUCAAAGUGAAAAGAGAAGUUCUUUAUAUUUUUUUUGAAUGACAAAGUUAUGAGGAUUUUCUCAGGCUUUUGGAAGGAUUUGAGUGUUUGCAGCUCUAAAAGUAGCUUUGGUGUUGCUAAAAAGGAGGAGAAAUUGUAAAAAAAGGUUUCUUGUUUGGACAAGUCAAGUACAAUUAAUAGGCAAAAAUUGUAUCUUUGGAGGAUUUGAAACUUGAAAGACCCAAAAAAGAAUUAGUGGACUGAAAGUUUUUUUUUUUUUGCUUUUAGCUUGUUUGUCAGCAAAAUGCUAACUGAAGUGAUUAUUUUUUUUGUGUCAGAACCUAUUGUUAUUGGUAAACUUUUGAGUGCUAUAUAGAAGUGACUAUGAUUCAUGAAAACAGUGAAUAUCCUUUUUAUACAACAACAUACCUAGUGAAAUUUGGAGGGAGGUGUUCCAGAGAGGAUAGAGUGUAUACUGAGCUUACUCCUACCUCGGGAAGUAAAGGAUGUUUUUGAAACACCCUCGGCUCAAGUGAAGCAAAUCAAAUAGUGAGUAAACAUGGCAACUUAUAGAAAAGCAGUGAAUAUCCUUUUCAUGAAGUAUCUAAAUAAGCUAGAUAUGAUUGCCUGUCUAAAAAGUUGGAAAGGAGUUUUUACGCAGAGGAUUUAAUAGAUUGUGAGAUCAAAGUGUACAACAAAUGGCGAUGUGUUGACCAGAAUGGAUCCUCAGGCUUUUAUCAGGCUGUCAAUAGGGUCGUUGGGGUUGAGACUCUCUGGGACAACUUUAAAUGGUACAAAAUCAGGGAUAAGUGCACUCUCUUCUCCCUGUUUAUGCGAGAUCCGUCUUCGAGGUUUCCCUGUACAGACAUCAUCUGUUCCCUUUAUUUCCUCACCUGAAGCUACCGUGGAUAUUCACAAUGUUGCAUCCAGCUUUUAUCUCGAAGAAUCUGAUUUAAAAGCCUUACUUGAACCUGGGUGUUUUUAUGCGCCUCACGCAUGUCUAGAGAUAGUUGUAUUCACAGGACACAAAGGUGGCCACUGUGGAGUUGGUAUUAAGAGACAGCAAGUUGGGACUUUUAAGUUAGAAGUAGGUCCUGAGUGGGGUGACGGAAAGCCAGUCACUCUGUUUAAUGGCUGGAUAGGAAUUGGCAAGAACAAACAGGAUACUGGAAAACCUGGAGCGGAGCUUCAUUUGAGAGUAAAGCUGGACCCUGAUCCAAGAUAUGUUUUCCAGUUUGAAGAUAAAACGAAACUAAGCCCCCAGAUAGUACAGCUUCAGGGAAACAUCAAGCAACCUAUUUUCAGUUGCAAGUUUAGUCAGGACAGGGUAUCUCCGGUAGAUCCAUUAAAUAAUUUUUGGUCAAAUUCAGUUGAUGGUUCCGAACUUGACAUAGAGAAAAGAGAGAGGAAAGGAUGGAAAGUGAAGAUACACGAUCUCUCUGGCUCGGCUGUUGCAGCAGCGUUCAUAACAACUCCGUUUGUGCCAUCAACAGGUUGUGAUUGGGUUGCCAAAUCCAACCCAGGAGCUUGGUUGAUUGUUCAUCCUGAUGUUUGCAGGCCCGGAUGUUGGCAGCCAUGGGGAAAGCUUGAAGCAUGGCGUGAACGUGGGAUCAGAGAUACCAUUUGCUGUCGCUUCCAUCUUCUAUCUGAGGGGCAAGAAAAUGGUGGCGAUCUCCUCAUGUCUGAGAUCUUGAUCAGUGCAGAAAAGGGUGGUGAGUUCUACAUAGACACGGACAAACAGGUUCGAGCAGCAACGAGUCCAUUGCCUAGUCCAAGAAGCAGUGGAGACUUUGCAGCACUAAGUCCUGUUGCAGGCGGUUUUGUCAUGAGCUGUCGAGUACAAGGGGAAGGGAAAUGCAGCAAGCCCCUCGUGCAACUUGCCAUGCGACAUGUGACCUGUGUGGAAGACGCAGCCAUUUUCAUGGCACUUGCUGCUGCAGUUGAUCUUAGCAUAGAGGCAUGCAGGCCUUUCCGCAGAAGGCUACGGAGAAGUAGUCGCCAUUCCUGGUGAUGUAUGCACAUAAUGAUAGGGCGAUACCGAUUGAUCUCCUUCUCGAAUGAAGUAAGCCAGGCCAUUGUUGUAUUUCUCCUGAUUGUUGUAACUUGUAACAACUUGACGUCAUUGUAUAGAACCAACUUAAUAUAUAUAGAUAUUUAUGAACUAUCUUCUCAAAA